GCCAGGCUGGGGCUCCCCGUGGGAGUCUAAACAAAGGCUGAAGUAGAGGUGCCCCUUCCUGGAACCCGAGGCGACGACGGAACAGGCGGCGCGGGCGGGACCUUCCUCCGGGCGUCUGCGGGAGGGCUCCUGCUCCACGACAUGACCAUGGCCGGGCUGCAGGAGUUACGAUUCCCCGAAGAGAAGCCGCUGCUCCCUGGUCUGGACGCCGCUGAGAUGGACAACUCCGACACCUUCCUCUUGUCUGAGGACACAGACUGGAAGAGUUGCUCUGAGAUGGCUCUGGCAGAGGUGGCCGAGGCACGGAGAAGUGACUGCCCUGCUGAGAGUCACACAGAACAUGACAUCGAAACGCCUUAUGGCCUCCUGCAUGUGGUGAUCCGGGGGUCCCCCAAGGGGAACCGCCCAGCCAUCCUCACCUACCAUGACGUGGGCCUCAACCACAAGCUGUGCUUCAACACCCUCUUCAAUUUCGAGGACAUGCAGGAGAUCACCAAGCACUUUGUGGUGUGCCACGUGGAUGCCCCUGGUCAGCAGGUGGGGGCGUCUCAGUUCCCUCAGGGGUACCAGUUCCCCUCCAUGGAGCAGCUUGCGGCCAUGCUCCCCAGCGUGGUUCAGCACUUUGGGUUCAAGUAUGUGAUUGGCAUCGGAGUGGGAGCCGGAGCCUACGUGCUGGCCAAGUUUGCACUCAUCUUCCCUGACCUGGUGGAAGGGCUGGUACUGGUGAACAUCGACCCAAACGGCAAAGGCUGGAUCGACUGGGCGGCCACCAAGCUCUCCGGCCUGACCAGCACGUUACCCGACACGGUGCUAUCCCACCUCUUCAGCCAGGAGGAGCUGGUGAAUAACACGGAGCUGGUGCAGAGCUACCGGCAGCAGAUUGCGAACGUGGUGAACCAGGCCAACCUGCAGCUCUUCUGGAACAUGUACAACAGCCGUAGAGACCUGGACAUCAACCGACCUGGAACGGUGCCCAACGCCAAGACACUCCGCUGCCCAGUGAUGCUGGUGGUCGGGGACAAUGCGCCCGCUGAGGAUGGGGUGGUUGACUGCAACUCCAAAUUGGACCCGACCACCACCACCUUCCUGAAGAUGGCAGACUCCGGGGGGCUCCCCCAGGUCACACAGCCCGGAAAGCUGACUGAGGCCUUCAAAUACUUCUUGCAAGGCAUGGGCUACAUCGCGCACUUGAAGGACCGAAGGCUGAGUGGAGGAGCAGUGCCCUCGGCCAGCAUGACCCGGCUCGCCCGCUCCCGCACCGCGUCCCUCACCAGCGCCGGCUCGGACGGCGGCCGCCCGCAGGCCUGCACCCACUCGGAGAGCAGCGAGGGGCUGGGCCAGGUCAACCACACCAUGGAGGUGUCCUGCUGAAGCCCUCUGUCUCCCGAGACGCCCACCACCUCCCCCGCCCGCAUUGACGUCCCACUGCCAUCCUCCGAGCCGGCUCAUUUCCCCUGUAGUUUAUUUUCGUGAGGGUGAAGGGGAGGAAGUGGGGUUACUUCUCUUUUGUUUUCAGAUAUGAGGGGAUCUAUCUUUGAGGUGGCAGAACAGUCUUCAGAUGGUUUGAGGGGCUCACUCCUCGCCACCCCCAUUUCACCCAUGUUGUCAACUGGACUUAGACCCUGCUCUUCCAACUCCCCGCCCUCGGUACAGCCGGGGUGGGGGUCCAGGGAGGAGGGGGACUGGCUGGCAAAGGAACCCCUGAGUCCUUCUCUAGUCAGGAUGCGGGAUAAUACCUGAGGUUAAAGCAAGCGCGGAUGGCCGGCCGGCAGGUUUGGAGAUGGGGUGGGGUUCGGCGAAGGUGGGUGCUGGGGUAGCAGGAGCACGGGUCAGCUCAGGCACUGGUGUGUGAGCCAAGAGACGGGGGCGCCAUGGGAGGCGGGGAGACCCGCAUCUCUCAGGGCCCCUUUUCCCAACCCCUCCACCAAGCACAUCUGAGGCUGCCUCCAUGCGGCAGCCUUCUGCACAGCAGCCACAAGAGGGCGCUCCUACCAGCCUGUGGUUUUCCUGGUGCUCUCUGGGUCCGGCUGGUCCUGUAGGGUCAGGCUGGCAGAGGCUUGAAGAGAUUUUUCUGCUUCUGGAUUAGGACAGGAACCCCACAGAAAGCCCACACACUCCACCACCUCCUGGCCCUAUCUCAUUUUUGAAGCCAGAAGUGGCCUGGUCCAACAUCUCCAGAUGGGGACCUGGGGGAGGGGGCAAGUGGGACUGAGGUUGAAGGCGGAGAUACCCUGUGAGCACACACCACCUGCGGACUUAAUGGCGAACCAGCAGACAGGUGGCUGAGCUUACUGCGGACCCCUGUUGGCCCUAGUUCCGUGGCCAAGGUCAUUGGAAAUGAGAGUUCUGGUCAAACUGUGCCCCCUUUCAUAGAGGCAUCACAAAGAGGAGUUUAUUUGGCCCAAGUUAGCCAGACUUCCUCAGGCCCACAAUGCCAUCUCAGCCUGUUGGGGGGGACACGGAGGCCUUGUUUGGAAUGGGAGGUGAAAGUUUCAGCAGUGGCCAGGGACGGGGCAGAGUGGACAGAGGCUGCCCCCACAUCCAGCCCCUCCUGCCUCCUGCAGGAUACUUGCCAUGUACUUCCUGCCCCACCCCCCAUCUGGUAAAAUCUGACCCAGAAACCAGAAGCCAUUUGUUCUCAGCCUCAAUCAGUUGCCUCGCACCCUAAAACAGGUAGGAAGGGGAGAGCAAUGAAAAUUGCAGGGCUGUGGAGGGUCACUGUGUGUGCGGGGUGUUCUGAGGCUGAGAGGACACCUGCAUCCACAUUUCCUCUGUGCACAUCACCCCACUUCUGUAAUCUGAAGCCAUUACGAGACUGCUCUAGAGCCGGGUGGAGGUGUCUGUCCCCAGUUCUAUUCACUCACGUGCUUCCUUUGAAUAUUGAAUGUGACUCAACAGCUGGUAGAAUCCCUUAUUGUAGAUAGUGCUUCAAAUCUUGGACUUCCUGUUUGUUUGUCUUGCUGUGUUCUCUCAGAUGAGAUAUCUAUAAAUAUACAUUAUAUAUAUGUCUGUACAUUGGGUCCGCCUGUGUGUGGUUUUCCAUUGGAGGUUGCUCUUUGGUCACAGUGAACUUUUAAUGGAGUUUUAUUAUCUUCCUCUGUAUAAAGUGAAGAGCCGAAAUUUGUGUAUUUGGUGGCUGAUGUCGUGAGACUUUGAGAUGACAAGAUGUAAACCAUAAGAAUCCUUGUCGACGUAGACAGUUAACUGCGCUGAAAAAACUAAUAAACUAAGAAGAACUCGA
Condylura cristata (star-nosed mole) is the source of this 3241-nucleotide messenger RNA. RefSeq names its product NDRG family member 4 (gene NDRG4). The transcript has 18 exons. The record is from RefSeq and is a predicted model, not a curated record. Gene Ontology annotation, cellular component: cytoplasm. Gene Ontology annotation, biological process: positive regulation of ERK1 and ERK2 cascade; signal transduction; brain development. Bases 142 to 1371 code for a protein of 409 amino acids. Lineage: Eukaryota; Metazoa; Chordata; Mammalia; Eulipotyphla; Talpidae.